Nannospalax galili (Upper Galilee mountains blind mole rat) is the source of this 1504-nucleotide messenger RNA. RefSeq names its product peroxiredoxin like 2A (gene Prxl2a). The transcript is spliced from 6 exons. The coding region runs from base 137 to 826 and encodes 229 amino acids. The record is from RefSeq and is a predicted model, not a curated record. NCBI's taxonomy places the organism in Eukaryota, Metazoa, Chordata, Mammalia, Rodentia, Spalacidae.
GAUCGGUCCCAGAGCCGCGGAGUUGGGUUCUCCAGCCGCGGUGGGGCGGAGGGAAGGCCGGUGGGAGGCAGGCAUCGUGCUGCGCUGCUCUGCGACGCCGGUGAAGUCCGCCGGGGCGGGGUCCGCCAGCGCAGACAUGUCUUUCCUCCAGGACCCAAGUUUCUUCACCAUGGGUAUGUGGUCCAUUGGUGCUGGAGCCCUAGGGGCCGCUGCCCUGGCCCUGCUUCUGGCCAACACAGACGUAUUUCUGUCCAAGCCCCAGAAAGCAGCACUGGAGUAUCUGGAGGAUAUAGACCUGAAAACACUGGAGAAAGAACCAAGGACUUUCAAAGCAAAAGAGCUAUGGGAAAAGAAUGGGGCUGUGGUUAUGGCUGUGCGGAGGCCGGGCUGCUUCCUCUGUCGAGCGGAGGCAGCAGACCUGUCUUCCUUGAAGCCCAAGUUGGACGAACUGGGGGUCCCUCUUUAUGCCGUGGUGAAGGAGCAGGUUGGGACAGAAGUAAAGGACUUCCAGCCUUAUUUCAAAGGGGAAAUCUUCCUGGAUGAAAAGAAAAGGUUCUAUGGUCCACAGAGGCGGAAGAUGAUGUUCAUGGGCUUAAUCCGACUGGGUGUGUGGUACAACUCCUUCCGAGCCUGGAAUGGCGGCUUCUCUGGAAACUUGGAAGGUGAAGGCUUCAUCCUCGGGGGAGUUUAUGUGAUAGGAGCAGGAAAGCAGGGCAUUCUUCUUGAGCACCGAGAAAAAGAAUUUGGAGACAAAGUGAACCCGCUUUCUGUUCUGGAAGCUGCAAAGAAGAUCAAACCACAGACUCAGGCCUCAGAGAAAAACUGAUCAUGGGCAGCUGCUGCCUCGUGGAGAGCUAGGCUUGCACCUGUGUGCACUGGAGGACUUGUGUUUCUACCAUGGCCCUGAGGAGUUAGAAACCCCUGGCACCAUAUUCUCACUAGAGAUUAGUCAUGUACUUUAAUAUUAUUUUCCAUUUAGUAUGAGUAAGGCAAAGAGGUCCCAAACAAAACUGAUUACAAUGUAACAAACCAGUGAGAGUCAUUUCAGGAAAGACUUGGAAAAUCCAAGGUUUAAAGUUAACUGCUGUACCUCUGUACAAAUGUGCAUUUGAGUGCUGUUAUCUGGUGAUUUUUAUUUUCAUAUCUUCAAAAAUCUCAAAAGAAGAAAAACUUUCUCAGCAUGCACAAGGUCCUGGGUUCAAUCCCCAGAGUCAUACACACACACACACACACACACACACACACACACACACAAAACCCCCUCAAAAAAAUCUAAGAAAAGCUUGAUUGACUUGAAAAUUAGAGAAUAUAAGGUUUUUGGUUUAUGUAUUUACUGUGAAUGACUUGUUAUAUAAUGUCAAAGUAAUUAAUCUGUAAAGGAAUUGAUGUGUUAUGAGAUAACAUGAAGUAUCCUGUUUAAUCAUUUUCUGUUCUAAACUCUGAAAUUUGUUUUACUGGAGGAAGCUGUCACUUCUGGCUCUAAUAAAUUAUGCAUCAGAAGUCA